AUGUCCAAAACUACCUUAGCAAUUAUAGCAGGCGUUUCUGCAGCCACAGGCGCCGGUAUCACCGCCGCCAUGUAUUCCACACGAUCUGAAAAGAAAACCCAAGCAGCAGCAAGCUCAACAGCAGUCACAGCAUCCUCUACUUCUUCUGCGCAUUCGCCAGUACCUCUCCCAAUCGGCCAAUCCAUGAUCAAAGAUGUCAUAGCACCAGUCGACCCCGCAGGUCUUUUUCAAUACGGAUUUCCAGGACCCGUCGCAGAUCUAGCGACGAGAAAUGCGUUAAUAUCUUCAUUCGAUCGAAGACUUCGAAAUCCUUCUUGGGUUGCAGAACAUAUAACUCCCGCCUCACUUGCAACUCAAAACGGCGAUCGCAAACAUUCCUAUUUUGUCGAAGACCCCUCUGUCCCCGAAAAAUUUCGCGGUAAAUUGAAGGACUAUGUUCGAUCUGGUUACGAUCGCGGACACCAAGUACCUGCCGCAGACGCAAAAUGGAGUCAAGAAGCCAUGAACGAUACCUUUUUCCUCACAAACAUGUGUCCGCAAGUAGGAGAAGGAUUCAACCGCGAUUACUGGGCGCAUUUUGAGGAUUUUUGUCGCAGACUUACGACUCGAUACCCAAGUGUGAGAAUCGUUACUGGACCUUUGUAUUUGCCGAAACGGGAUCCAGCGGAUGGGAAAUGGAGGGUUACUUAUGAGGUUAUUGGAAAUCCACCAAAUAUUGCUGUACCGACACAUUUCUACAAGGUUAUCUUUGCGGAAGAUGGUACUACAGCAGGUCCAGUAGCAGUUGGUGCGUUUGUGUUACCUAAUGCGAGGAUACCUAAUGAGAAGCCGUUGACGGAUUUUGAGGUACCUGUUGAGAUGGUGGAGAGGGCUAGUGGGUUGGAAUUCAUGACGAAGUUGCCGGCGCAGAGGAGGAAGAGAUUGUGUGAUGACAUGAUGUGUGCGUUAGUUAUUAAAGAUUACUCGGAUAGACAGAAGGCAUUUGCAAAGGAUAGUGCACCAAGGAGGACGAGUCCAAGACACACUUCUUAG
Molecule: messenger RNA, 1032 nt
Organism: Botrytis sinoallii
Lineage: Eukaryota; Fungi; Ascomycota; Leotiomycetes; Helotiales; Sclerotiniaceae
Exons: 1
Coding region: 1-1032 (343 amino acids)
Biological process (GO): apoptotic DNA fragmentation
Cellular component (GO): nucleus; mitochondrial inner membrane
Molecular function (GO): metal ion binding; RNA endonuclease activity; nucleic acid binding
Source: RefSeq, a predicted model, not a curated record